Molecule: messenger RNA, 395 nt
Organism: Rhagoletis zephyria (snowberry fruit fly)
Lineage: Eukaryota; Metazoa; Arthropoda; Insecta; Diptera; Tephritidae
Product: abscisic acid and environmental stress-inducible protein-like
Source: RefSeq, a predicted model, not a curated record
AUGGAGGUGGUAAAGUCAUCAAACGGUGGUGGCUACGGAGGCGGUGGUUAUGGAGGUGGCGGUUACGGCGGCGGCGACUACGGACAUGGUGGCAGCUAUAGCGAUGUGCAAGUUUACAAAGUCAUCUCAACAUCCUCAGGUGGUAGUCAUGGCGGCGGCUACAGCGGUGGUGGUUAUGGCCAUGGCGGCGGCGGUUAUGGCCAUGGCGGUGGCGGUUACGGUCAUGGCGGUGGCGGUUACGGUCAUGGCGGUGGCGUUCAAAUCUACAAGAUCAUAUCUGUCGAAGGCGGUCAUGGCGGCGGCGGCUAUGGUGGCGGCGGCUACGGCGGUGGUGGCUACGGCGGUGGUGGCUACGGCGGCAGUAGCGGAGGCUGGGGUGGUUGGGAUAAGAAGAA